AAAAAUUAACAAACAAAACUAUGGACUCCACUAAAGACAGAGUUGAAGGAACUAGAGCAACUGUUAUUGAAAUUAUUGGAAGAACAGGAUCUAGAGGUGGUAUUACAUAAGUUAAAGUUUAAUUGGUUGGAUAAUAAAGAACAUUAAUUAGAAAUGUUAUGGGUCCAGUUAGAAAGGGAGACACCUUAGAGCUUAUGGAAUGCGAAAGAGAAGCUAGAAGAUUAAGAUGAUUGGAUGAAUUAUGUACAUUAAAAUUGCAAAUUUAAUCGUUAUUGCUAACUA
Molecule: messenger RNA, 282 nt
Organism: Paramecium tetraurelia
Lineage: Eukaryota; Ciliophora; Oligohymenophorea; Peniculida; Parameciidae
Exons: 2
Biological process (GO): translation; maturation of SSU-rRNA; ribosomal small subunit assembly
Cellular component (GO): ribosome; cytosolic small ribosomal subunit
Molecular function (GO): structural constituent of ribosome
Source: RefSeq, a predicted model, not a curated record